UCCUGGUAGCAGAGGUUGGUAAUUGUGGUACCAGUGCUGCAGGUCAUCCUGGUAGCAGAGGCUGGUACUUGUGGUACCAGUACUGCAGAUCAUCCUGGUAGCAGAGGCUGGUACUUGUAGUACCAGUGCUGCAGAUCAUCCUGGUAGCAGAGGCUGGUACUUGUGGUACCAGUACUUCAGAUCAUCCUGGUAGUAGAGGCUGGCACUUGUAGCACCAGUACUGCAGGUCAUCCUGGUAGCAGAGGCUGGCACUUGUAGCACCAGUACUGCAGGUCAUCCUGGUAGCAGAGGCUGGCACUUGUAGUACCAAUAUUGCAGGUCAUCCUGGUAACAGAGGCUGGCACUUGUAGUACCAGUACUGCAGGUCAUCCUGGCACAGAGAAAUUAUAUUUGUAGUGUCAAGUUUUAGUAUUGUAAGGCUCACAUAAGUGUCAGAUACUGAAAUAUAUAGUGACAACACUACGUUACUACAGUGUUAGAAAUAUAUAGUGACAACACUACGUUACUACAGUGUCAGAAAUAUGACAUUUUCAGUGUCGUCAUCAGUGUCAUAAAGUUGUUGUGUAAUAAUACUGUUACACAUCACUUUAACAUCUUACUGUUAUACAUCAGCCUAACAUCGUACUGUGUAACAUCUACUUAACAAGCUAAUGUUACACAUCAGCUUACAUUCUGCUGUGUUAACACUCAUCAUUGUGCUCUGCACAACAUUAUCUCUGAUUGUAUUAAGAACUUUUUCAUAAUUUAUGUUACAAAACUAUUUUGAAAACUUUAGCAAGAAAUAUUUAAAUUCAUGAACAGUAUUAGAGAACCAUUCAAGGUACCUGCUUUACUGCUGGUGAACUGCUUUUGAUCCAAGGAAUUGAAGAUAUCCUCCCAUUAUCGUAAUCAUCCAUGCUAUUCCUCAAGCACUGUAUAAUGUAGAUUUAGAACUUGGUCAUGUUUAUAAUUAUGUAAUUAUAGAGUAUUAGAGAAAUGUUGGUUUUCACUGUAAUGAAAUGGUAACAAAAUUUGCAUCUGUUCAAGCAUUUUAAGAUUUAUUUAUAAGAUUAUUAACCCCUUUCACUGUCUCAUCCAUAGAUCUUUGUUAUUGACCACAGUGUCACGUAGAUCUAAAUUACUGAUGCAGGUGUCGCUCAUAUAGAUUUGUUUUGAGCACAACAAUCUCAGAUAUACUGUGAGCAGUAUAUUUUGGCCUAAACAUGAGAGAACGGGUCUGUGCAGUGGGCGUGAACAGUAUAAAAAAAAAUCAUACCCCAUGCAGUGCAAGAUCGGAAAAGCAAACAUUUGACUUUGCUUUAAAAUAGACUCAGUUUUUUUCUAGGAUGGAUUUAUUGGCUCAUGGUAUCAAUUGAUAAACGAAGUCAUACUUGUGAAAGAGAUUAUUUUGGUAAGUAGCUGAAGUAGAGUUUUGAAAGUAGCUUGAGAUAGGGUUUCAAGUAUCAUAAAUAUUACUUCUUUUAUUUCCCAUAAAACAGACCCUCCUGGUCUGUUUUAUGGGUUUUUACUAGGUCUGCCUCAUUUAUUGGGAUACCAUAAACCAUGACAAUCAUUCCUGGUUAUAUUUUAUUACAAAUACAAAUGUUUAUUUCUAUUAUUAUAUUAGAAAUAGGGUAAAACUUCAAUUUUUUUUUUGUUUGAUGAUGGAUUCCAGUUCCUGGAAUGCACAUGGUUUUUAUUUUUAUUCUCUUUAAUGUGUUUUAAAUCAGAUUUUUUUUUUUUUUUUGUAUAAUUGUCCAAAUUACCAUCUUCUCUGUACUUUAGAUAGUGCAAAAUAAGUAAGAAUUUCUUCAAAAUGAGCAAUGAAAUUGGCUUAAAAUAGGACUCAAAGUGGGCAAAAUUGCUAGGCAUAAAAUGCUCCCAGAUUUUUAACUUUGCACCUGAAUAAUUUCUUGUUUGUCAACAAAUUUCAAGUUUUUGGUGUUUACCUUAAGAAAAAUAUUCUCUACUGUUUUAGCAUUUUUAAUUUUGUGGUCAUGACCAAGAAAGGAUUGAGUCAUUGUUCACUAUGUCUAAAAUACUUGAAGAAAACUGUGUUCAAGCAACACACAUUACAGUUCAUGCAGAAGACAAACUGUAUCAGUAUUCACAGUCUCUGAAAUAUUCCUCACAAAAAUCUCAGUGUGUAUCACCGAUAACAGUUAAUGAAGAGAAAGAAGCAGCUCAGUGUUCAAUGUGUUUAAAAGAGUUUUCUAAAAACUUUUUAAUGAGACAUAUAAGAAUUCAUACCAGAGAAAAACAUCAGUGUUGUGUGUGUUUUAAAAACUUUGCAUGUAAAUCUAAGUUUGUGAAGCACAUGAGAAUUCAUACUGGAGAAAAACCAUAUAAAUGUUCAGAGUGUUUAAAAGAAUUUUCAUAUAAAUAUGGUUUAGCAGAGCACAUGAGAAUUCAUACUGGGGAGAAGCCAUAUCAAUGUUUAGAGUGUUUAAAAGAAUUUUCACAUAAAUCUAGUUUAGUACAACACAUGAGAAUUCACACUGGAGAGAAGCCAUAUCAGUGUUCAGAGUGUCUAAAAGAGUUUUCAUAUAACUCUAGUUUACUACUACACCUGAAAAUUCACACUGGAGAGAAAUCAAAUCAGUGUUCCGAGUGUUUAAAAGAGUUUUCCUUAAAAUCUCAUUUAGUACAGCACAUGAGGAUACAUACUGGAGAGAAACCCUAUCAAUGCUCAGAGUGUCUAAAAGAAUUUUCUAAUAAAUCUAAUUUAGUAAAACACAGGAGAAUUCACACUGGAGAGAAACCAUUUCAAUGUUCAGAGUGUCUAAAAGAGUUUUCCUUAAAAUCUCUCUUAAUAGUGCACAUGAGAACUCAUACUGGAGAGAAACCCUAUCAAUGUUCAGAGUGCCUAAAAGAAUUUUCAGAUAAAUCCAGUUUGGUAAAACACAUGAGAAUUCACACUGGAGAGAAACCAUAUCAAUGUUCAGAGUGUCUUAAAGAAUUUUCUAGAAAAUCUCAUUUAGUACGACACAUGAGAAUUCAUACCAAUGAGAAACCAUUUAGGUGUUCAGAAUGUCUAAAAGAGUUUUCCAGAAAAUCUUAUUUAGUAAAACACCUGAGACUUCAUGAUAGUUAGAAAUACCAGUGUUUAGUUUCUAAAUGUUUUCUCACAAAAAAUAAAAUUGAUUGAAAAACAUAUGAAACCAUAUGGGAGGGAAAUCUUACCAAUGGACAGUGUUAUUCAAAGACAUUAUAGUAUGAGAUAGUAGCAUGAAUGAAAAUUACUUGUGACAGAAAUUGAGUUAAUCUUUCAGAUGUUUAAAUGAUCAUUGACACAAUUCUAAAUUAGCUCUACAUAUGAAUAGUCAUUCAAGAAAGUUUUCUUUGUCAUUAAAUUAGCAAUAUUCAUGCAACAAAGCUUUUCUUGAUGUUGGUAAAUUAGUAGCAUUCAUUCAAGAAAGCUUUUCUUUUUAUCAUUAAAUUAGCAGUAUUCAUGCAAGAAAACUUUUCUUUGUGUCA
Molecule: messenger RNA, 3456 nt
Organism: Cherax quadricarinatus
Lineage: Eukaryota; Metazoa; Arthropoda; Malacostraca; Decapoda; Parastacidae
Product: zinc finger protein 271-like
Source: RefSeq, a predicted model, not a curated record